UUUACUGAUGUCAACAAAUUUAAUACUGUAGGUAGUCAACAAGCAUGGCGGCAUCUCAAACUUCGUCGGCAUCUACCAACAAAAAGGAUGGAAUUCCAGUACCUGGUUCGGAAGGUAGCGAUCAACUUAUUGUCCGACCAUUGGGUGCUGGACAAGAAGUUGGACGAUCAUGUAUUAUGCUUCAGUUUAAAGGAAAGACUCUAAUGCUUGAUUGUGGGAUACAUCCAGGAAAAGAUGGUUUGGACUCGCUUCCGUUUUUUGACAUGGUUGAACCUGACUCAAUAGAUCUCUUACUUGUUAGCCAUUUUCAUCUUGACCAUUCCGGUGCACUGCCAUACUUUCUGAAGCGGACAAACUUUCGUGGACGUGUUUUCAUGACACACGCAACGAAGGCAAUCUACAGAUGGCUUCUCUCAGAUUAUGUCAAAGUUAGUAAUAUCUCAGCAGACAAGAUGUUAUAUUCAGAUGCUGACCUUCAAAAUAGCAUGGACCGAAUUGAGACUGUCAACUUUCACCAAGAAACUGACGUCAACGGUAUCAAAUUCUCCUGCUAUAAUGCUGGACAUGUUUUAGGAGCAUGUAUGUUUAUGAUAGAAAUAGCCGGUGUGAAGAUCUUAUACACAGGAGAUUUCUCACGGCAAGAAGAUAGGCAUUUGAUGGCUGCGGAGAUACCCCCAGUCAGACCUGAUGUCCUAAUUACAGAAUCCACAUAUGGCACCCACAUCCAUGAAAAACGUGAAGAAAGGGAAGCAAGAUUCACCAGUACAGUACAUGACAUUGUUAACAGAGGAGGGCGAUGUUUAAUCCCAGUCUUUGCAUUAGGACGUGCUCAAGAACUUCUUUUAAUUCUAGAUGAAUAUUGGAGCAAUCAUCCUGAACUUCAUGACAUUCCAAUCUACUACGCAUCUUCUCUUGCUAAGAAAUGUAUGUCAGUCUAUCAAACAUAUAUCAACGCCAUGAACGACAAAAUCAGGAGACAGAUUGCUAUUAGUAACCCAUUUGUGUUUAAGCACAUCUCCAACCUUCGUGGUAUGGAGCACUUUGAGGACAUUGGCCCCUCAGUAGUCAUGGCAAGUCCCGGAAUGAUGCAGAGUGGUCUGUCAAGAGAACUCUUUGAAGGCUGGUGCACAGAAAAGAGAAAUGGAGUCAUUAUUGCUGGCUACUGUGUUGAAGGAACAUUGGCAAAGACCAUUAUGUCCUCUCCAGAAGAAGUUACAACAAUGUCAGGCCAGAAGGUGCCACUCAACAUGCAGGUUGACUAUAUUUCGUUCUCUGCCCAUGCUGACUACCAACAGGUCAGCGAGUUUAUUCGCACGUUAGAGCCCCCUCACGUGAUCCUUGUGCAUGGGGAGGCAAACGAGAUGAAACGUUUGAAGUCUGCUAUCGUACGUGAAUACGAAGACAGCACAGACUACCAUAUACAGGUUCACAACCCAAAGACAACGCAGGCAGUUGAACUUCACUUCAGAGGAGAAAAAAUAGCAAAGGUCAUGGGAACCUUAGCUAAGGAGAAGGGGAGUGACGGGGGACAAUUAUCUGGCAUCCUCCUAAAGCGCAACUUCAACUACCAUAUUAUAGCGCCCUCAGACUUAUCAGAUUACACUGACUUGGCUGUAAGUACAGUGACCCAACGGCAAAGCAUAUCCUACAAUGCACCAUUGUCCGUUCUAACACACUAUCUGGCUCAACUCUCAAGCGACUUACAAUAUAUUGAUGCCAUUGAUAAGCCUGGCCUUAGGAUAUUUGGUGCUAUCAAAAUUAUUCAUGAACCCGCACAUAAGAUGGUUACGCUAGAGUGGAAGGCAAACACUGUUAAUGAUAUGUACGCAGAUGCUGUCAUGAGUGUUAUUGUGCGGGUAGCCGGAGAUAUUCAGGAGAAGAAAGGAAGUAUGACACCAAUGAAGCAGCAAACCGGUAUUAACCCAGAUCGCGUUUUGAGGCUUCUGCGUGAUAUGUUCGGUCAUCAGUGUGUGCACGACGAUGACAAACAAAUUGUUGUUGAUAUCGAUGGAAAGAUUGCCACAAUAAACAUCAAUACCCUGAGUAUAAAGUCAGAUGAUCCAAGCCUGGGAAAAAUGGUUACAACAGCAGUACAACGGCUGGCAGAUGCUUUGGAACCGAUUCGGGGUUAGAAACAUAGCUGUAUUGGUUUAUUAUACCAAUAUAUCAUGGGAAAAAAUACUUCAGAUGGACGGGCAUAUCCUUUUAGUUUAGGAAGAGGUCAGACCUGUGAAUAGCUAUCUGCUUAAUAUGUAGGGCCUACUUCUUAGCCUAACUGGGGGGUCCCAAGUUUCCCGCAAAUCAAAGAAAGCUCAUUUAACUAGGUCUUCAAACUUGAGAACUUUGCUAACUCAUUCUACUUUCCAUCAACAUUCGAUCUUUGCCUCCAUUGUGCAUUCUGCAGAUCAUCUCUUAUGUAAACAACAUAACUACCAUAUU
This is a messenger RNA of Anneissia japonica, 2439 nucleotides long. RefSeq names its product cleavage and polyadenylation specificity factor subunit 3-like. Gene Ontology annotation, cellular component: mRNA cleavage and polyadenylation specificity factor complex. Lineage: Eukaryota; Metazoa; Echinodermata; Crinoidea; Comatulida; Comatulidae. The record is from RefSeq and is a predicted model, not a curated record. Gene Ontology annotation, biological process: mRNA 3'-end processing by stem-loop binding and cleavage. The transcript is spliced from 16 exons. Gene Ontology annotation, molecular function: RNA endonuclease activity; 5'-3' exonuclease activity; RNA binding. Bases 45 to 2132 code for a protein of 695 amino acids.